Adineta ricciae is the source of this 1290-nucleotide messenger RNA. The record is from the annotation of a GenBank genome assembly. Lineage: Eukaryota; Metazoa; Rotifera; Eurotatoria; Adinetida; Adinetidae.
AUGUACUGGUUACUGUUGAUCUUGUUCAACGUAAUAGCAUCGAUCCAUGCUCAACGGCCUGCAACACUUUGGAUUACCGAUGCCGAAGAAGAUCUUUCUGGUUCAAAUGUGGCAUUCGAUACAACAACGGAAAAUUAUACUGUGUCCGUUAGUGGUAAAUGCGUUUUAACCUGCUAUGUUUCAGAAAUUCGUUCAUUCAAGGUACUUUGGCAAAAAAUUGAUCGAACAAAUCUAGGUGGAAAUCAGACAAAUAAUGAACAACUAACGUUGAUUGCAUUUGAUGGAGUUGUCUAUUCGAAUAAAGACCAUUAUCGAGUUGAAUCUGAUUACGUCGGAUCCUAUAAUUUAAUUAUUGAUCGUGUGAAUGAAGAUGAUCAAGGUGAAUAUCAAUGUCAGAUCAAUACGGAGCCAAGAAAAACCAAACGAAUCUUUCUAACCGUUCAAGUUCCACCACGCAUUAUCGAUUUUCGUCCUAAUCCUUCAUUAGUUUCUGUGCAAAGCGGUACAUCAUUAACUUUAUUAUGUCGUGCUGAAGGCACACCAUUGCCACGUAUACGUUGGCGUAUUCGUGAUACUGAUACGAAUCGAAUUGAUCUGUUGCCGCCUGACAAUAGCAAUGUAUGGUUUAUACCAUCCGUUAGUAAUCAAUUUCCACGUACCGUUGAAUGCAUUGCAGAUAAUGGUGUUUUACCCGCAUCGAAUCGUGUCUUUACAAUCAACGUCGAAUUUGCCCCUAUUGUUAUGAUUAAUAAUGAUUUAAUCCAAAGUCAAUUGUAUCAAAAUAUAACACUUGAGUGUGCAGUAUCGAGUCGACCACUUGCUCGUAUAAUAUGGGAAAAGAAGGGUAAUUUAAUGGCGGAAAAUCAAAUGAGUAAUAUUCAAAUCAAUCAAACAAUGAUAAUAAAUCGACUGAAUAUUCAAUUAACUAAUGAAGAUGAUUUCGGUCAAUAUAAUUGUAUUGCUGAAAAUGUACACGGACGAAAAGAAGCGAUGGUUUUCCUUUUGAAAGAAACGAUUGUUUCGUCGACAUCAACACCCGUAUCAACAACAAGAAAAUUUCAUCGAUACACGAAAAAUUCUUCGUUGAGAUUGAACUAUACUCGAAAACACUUCCGAACGACAACAAUCCGCACAACAACAACGACAACAACAACACCAAUCAGCACUACUUCCUAUAUCUAUGUCGAACGUGGUAUUCAUAUCAGUUCAUUAACCUAUCGUUUGCAAACAUCGACUCAAUUACUUCAAUUGAUGUUAUUCAUUAUCGCAGUCUUCCGAUUUGCAAGAUAA